Messenger RNA from Paramuricea clavata, 12769 nucleotides. Lineage: Eukaryota; Metazoa; Cnidaria; Anthozoa; Malacalcyonacea; Plexauridae. The record is from the annotation of a GenBank genome assembly.
UGCAAUUUUCUGUAAUCACGGUGCAAUUUUCUGUAAUCACAGUGCAAUUUUCUGUAAUCACAGUGCAAUUUUCUGUAAUCACAGUGCAAUUUUCUGUUAUCACUAUGAACCAAUCAAAAUUGAGCUACGUUUUGGCGGCAAAAUGUUCUUUUUUUUUAAAAAACAAACAUGGCCGCAUUUAGCGGUGGGGAACGAUUCCCGCACUUGGAAGUGAGUUCAAUUGAAGAACUGCGAAAUAAUGCAGAAAAUACAAAUACCAAGAGAAGCACAAUCUUUUGGCUUGGCGUUUUUAAAUCAUGGGCAAAGGAGCGAGGUUUUUCUGAGGCCAUUGAAACGUACGAGGCGUUCGACUUAGACAAAAUUUUGGAGAAAUUUUACGGUGAAGUCAGGAACAAGGAUGGCGGUGAAUACGAACCAGACAGUCUCCGCGUUAUGAUAGCAGCCUUGGACUGUUAUUUGAAAGACUGUGGUUAUCAGAAGUCCAUAAUACGAGACCGGGAAUUUUGCAAAUCAAAAGAAGUUCUCGAGGGAAAGGCAAAGCGUCUACGCGAAGAAGGGAAAGGCAAGAGACCAAACAAAGCUCGAAGUCUAACGCAAGAGGAGGAAGAACUCCUGUGGACCAACGGAAAACUGGGCAAUAAAACAGCCGAGAGUUUAAUCAAUACUAUGUGGUGGUUGCUGUCUUGCUGACACAAUAUUUUGGUCUUCGUGGACGACAGGAGCAUCACGGCAUGAAAGUUGAAGACUUCACAAUUGGCAAAGACAACGACGGACUCGAGUACGUUGAAUACAUCGAAGGUCCCACCAAAACAAGAAAUGGAGGCUUGUCAAAAAAGUCGAGAGAUUUCCUGCCCAAGAUGUAUGCUACAGGUGAUGAAAGAUGUCCUGUUGCUCUGUUCAAUGAGUACUUGUCUCGGCAACCAGCGGCACUCCAAAAUUCCGGCCCGUUUUACCUGUCGAUAAAGUACAACUCCAACAACAACACUUGGUACAAAUCUCAACCUAUGGGCACAAAUCGCAUCAACGAAAUGAUGAAAAGGAUUGUCCAGGGAGCACAACUUGAGCAUCAACAACAAACGAAAUUGACAAACCACAGUGCUCGUAAGACGGUAGUCAACAAAUUGUAAAAGAACAACGUUGAGCGUUCCUCGAUCGUGAAAGUAACUGGUCACCGCAACUUGCAAUCGUUCGACGAUUAUGAUGAAGGAGACGAACAAGAACAUCAGCAAAUGUCUUCCAGGAUAUCAUGGAGAAAUAAUCCACAACAACGUCGCGAUGGGGCAUACGAAUCUGUCAGUACAUGUAUAUAAACAGUGGAGAACUAGAUUAUUUUAAAGUGAAAUUUACGAACACAUAUUGCAGUCAGCUUACCCCUAGGUCAUGAGAAUCUUCAAAUUAAUCGAUUUACUGAGAAAUAUCUACAUGUAUAAAAUCUUUUUCUUGAGUUAAUAUAUUGUAAAAGAAAUAGAAAACAGUUAUUUCUGUGUAACGUUUUAGACAUGCUGCAUGUCAAAAACUAGAGAAAAAAUAUGGAAAUAAUAUGGAAAAACUUGCCCAAUAACCAUAGGCACUUCCUGAUUUUUUUAGUGCACACGAAACAACAUUAAAAUAUAGCAUCAAAUCGAAGCAGGCAAUGUAAUCCAUUGUAAAUAAAAUAGUUUUUAUUGCCAGCCAGAUAAUUUGAGAAAUGUGUAUACGAGCUCCUUUUCCCACAGUUGGUAAAUUAUUUCUCGUGUUCUAAUACUUACAGUAUUAUACCGGAAUUUCUGCCUUGUACCCAAGGCGUCUCUUUGUGAAAAAAAAAACAGUGACGUGCGUAUGUAGUUUGAUUGCGUAUGACGAAAUAAUGGCGAGAGGAACGCGGAGGGGCUGAUGGGAAGAGUAUACCCUUCCCAACCAUAAAUAUUAUAAAUAACACUAGAGGGGGCAUCAUAAUCUUAAUUCAGUCAAAGAAAGGGAACGCGAGUAUUGCCGGGGGAGCAAAAAUCAAAAUGCUUAAAUAAGAGCGAGUUUGAGCUGAAAUUUCUAAAUUCUUUUUUAUGGCAGUUAAGUAGUCCCGUUUUGAUUUUUACCUAAAAUUUUUACCUCAAUUUUGUCUGUAACACAUUUUUGAGAGCGCUUCAAAAUAAUGCUGAUGUCAUCAAUUUUGAUCUUUUCAAGAGGAAUUAAUCGUUUGAAUUCAAAAUUUGGGGGGAAUGUUUGUAGUAAUGACAUGCAAAACAUAUAAAAUACCCAGUUUUGUGACUCUUAUUUAAAAUUGUUUUGGUUUCAAGUGUAACCCAAGAAUUGUCAUGUGGUGUUCAUCCGGGAUUUCAAUUUGCCCCCAUUACCGCGCUCCCAAAUUUCACCCUCAAAAGUCCCCUCUAGUGUUAUUUAUAAUCUCUAUUUUCCCAACAGCUUCUUAGUCUCGCGUCGCCUGCCUGCCUGUAUCCUUAGCCUGAAUAGUAUUUAAUUAAAGCGCCUGCAUGGGUACGAGGCAGCCGGAAAUUAUAUUUUUUGCAACAACUUGCGAUUAUUUUUGGCCUUUCGACGGAUAAUUUAUUAAAGUUAUAAAAACACUUCCUAAUUGCAAAAAUUUUCGAACUCAUGUUAAACACGAAUUGAGUCAGUUCCCUCAAAUAUUUCUUACAAAUCCUUCAAAAGUUAGAAUUUACCUAAUAUGCAAAACUCGUAUUAAACUCCUAUUGUGAUAGUGCAGAAACUUUGAUAGUGCAAACCAGCGUUGACAAAAGACAUAUACACUGACAAGAGAGCUUGAACUAUUAUUGUCUAAUCUCAAUUUGCGCGGUAUAAAGAAAAGCCUAUUUUAAUAGUAUAUUGUACUCCAUGCAUACAGUCGAGUAACUGAUGAAGUUCAUGUACCUUCAUAGAUUGUGGACACCGAAAUAGCUGAAAUAUUGGCUGGUCAAAAGCAGUUGGAAAUAAAAUUUGACAAUGUAAGUCUUUUUGAAAUUUCAUUUUAGGCGUUUUCUAUAGUACAGUUUUUUUCUCAUUAAAUUAGUUAAUGUUCUGAUAACAAUUUCUUCAGUUAAUGAACAAGCGUGAAGCAAUGAAAGUCAGCAAGUCACUUCAGUCGCGAACUCAUGAAAAUGAUAAGCGUAUUUUGGAUGCUGCAUCAAGUCUUAGGGAUGGUGCGCUAGGUAGGUGUAUCCGCACGGUGUUUUAUAGAAUAUAGUGCUGUUGUGUAACAAUUCAUUGAAUGAUAAUAUUCUAAGUACGUUUACCUUUGGCAACAAAAUAAUUGUAUAUUAUACAUUAUCAUAUAUAUGCUCGGGAGGAUGCACGUAGGGCCGACCAGAGGGGGGCGGGGGCAAAUUGGGCAAUUUGCCCCGGGCCCCCUGUUUGUUAAAGGGGACCCAAAAUUUGCAAAUGGGGACCCAAAAGGUACAAUUAAAAAAAAAUAUUUGUUAACGUUUGUUAUAUUCGGUAUGAGAAAAAAUUUUUAGACCUUAAUUUUACUGGUAUUGGUCCGAAAAAAUGUGUUUUACCCGUGAUUUUACAGGUGUUUGUCCGGAAAAAAUUUUUGAACCUUAAUUUCACUUGUGUUUGUCCGGAAGAAAUUUUUUCAACCUUUUUUUUGGAUAUGUCGGGGAAAAUGUUUUAACCUCCCCCCGCUCACCAACGUUUUUGGGAAAGGAUUUUAUUUCCCCGAAUUAAAAAUUUACCCCGGGCUCCCGAAUUUCUCUGUGCAGCACUGGAUGCAUGGAUUGUGCUUUUCGCGCAAUUUGAUUGGUUGUUCAGCUCCGGAUAUCCUUGCACUAUUCACCUCCGGACAAAAACAAAAUGGCUUCCCGUUUCGUUCCGGUUACAGACGAGUAAUUUUUUUACUAAACGAUACAGUUCCUUAACAUUGUGUAGAGGUAUCCUUUAAAACGUACUAUUCUGAUGAAUAAAACUAUUAAGGUUGUAAAUACUAUUUUGUUUACUAUUGCGGGAGCUGUAAUACAAAUUGUUUAUUUCCGUUAGUUGUUUUUUGGUCAUUUUUGUUUUGCUAUGUGCAUGUUAUAUGCUAAAUUAUUAGGGGUGCACCGGAACCAGUUUUUUAAGUUCCGGCCGGAACCGGAUCCGACCGGAACUGGAAAAGACAUAAGCCAUAUAUAGUCAUAUGUUACUUUGUCCGCUGCCAGACAGGCAGACACUUCAAGUCAUCAAGGAGAGAGCUCGCAAAUGUUAGAAUAAAAAGAUUGACAAGCGUUAAACGUCAUAAUGAAGUGUUAAUAGUGUACAUUUCCCUUGCGUAGUCCAAAUUUCUUCCUAUACUGUGACCUUUUGUUAGACACAAAAACGUUUGAUAUUCUAUCUCUCUGAAAACGACAGAGUUCCGGUUCCGGCCAUGCCUUUUUUACCAGUUACGGCCGGAACCGGAACUCUAAAAAUUCGGGUUUCCGGCCGGAACUAAAAUUAUAAAACAAACAUUAACACAUUGAGUGACCCUGACAGCACUCUCCCCCUGACGAGUAAAAUCGUCUGGCGUUAGACAGAGUAAAAUAAUCUGGCGUUAGACAGAGUAAAAUAAUAAAGUAGGGCACAUCUGGGCGCAUUGUCACUGCCAGUGGUUUCAAAACAUUUCAUAGUAGACGUUGCGAUGGGAAGUGUAGGAGUUGCAACCGAAGGCCGAACUUCGCAACUCGGAGGAUCUGACGGGCCUGUGACAUGGGCAUGCUUCCAGAAAAUGACGGGCAUGCUUCCAGAAAAUUUUGAACUCCUAGGGCUAUACGAGAUGCAUUUUCCAGCACUGAUUUAUUCUUGAGACACAACAAAAAUCAUAUUUUAAAUGUCUAGAACACUGUUAAAUUUAUGUUCUUAUUAAUGCCUACAACGUUUACAUACAGUAAACAUCACCCAACAAAGCCAUAGUUGUUUGAAAUGCCUGGCAGCAUUCAAUAAUUUAAAUAGCCUUUAAUUUGCUUAAUUAAUUCAAUUAUUGGACUUUUAAUGACGAAUCAAUGUAAACUCCACAUAGCUUGUUUGAUCUAUUGCAGCAAAUAUAUUCAAAACAUUUUUAUUUGCAAUUGUCUGGCAUGAUUUUGCGAAAACCUACGUAAAAAUGGAAGAAAUUCGUAAAGGAAAUUUGCGGGAAAUUUCAAUAUCUUUGAAGGAAAUUUUAGUCCAAAUCUUCCAAAUCAGGAAAAAAUAAGGAUUUUUCAAUUUUUGAAAGUCGAAGCACUGCUCUGAGCCUGUCCUCAACGGGCAAGAGAGUCGUAUCAAGGCUUCUAAUCUGUGGCUGUGGUUAUGUUUCGACGAAAUGCACGCUUGUUUGCUCACAAAACGUUUUGUAAACACUUUAAUAUUUUAACCAGAAUUUAUAGUUCGUCAAUACUUACAAAAGAGAAAGUAGUCGUCGCAAAUGGAAAAGUUGCAGUCGGAUGCGACGGCUUAUUUUGAAACCACUGUGCAUGGGCAGAUUAACUUCCACUUUUAAAGGGGCAGUAUCAUCAAAAUUUUUAUUCUCUUAAACCAAAGCUUAAAUGAAAGUGCUUGUGAAACUGUAUAAUAACUUCUUUUGAAGAUUUUGGUUAACAUGCUUAGUUCUUGAGAUAUUUCAUUUUGUUUGUAACCAUGUGACGUCAUCUACUCAAUUACAUAUAUAAUGAGAUAUCAGCAAUUGUUGUUUAUCUUUGCUAUUUUUGAUCGAUUUGUUAAAAAAACACGAUAUGCUUAAUGAUACAUGUUAAAUUAACAAACGCGCGGCAUCUUUCGAAAUAUUUUGAUAAAAAUAGCAAAGAUACACAAAAAUUACCGAUAUGUCAUUAUAUAUGUAAUUGAGUAGAUGACGUCACAUGGUUACAAACAAAAUGAAAUAUCUCAAGAACUAAGCAUGGGAACAAAAAUCUUCAAAACAAGUUAUUAUACAGUUUUAUGAGCACUUUCGUUUGCGAAAAUAAAAAUUUUGAUGAUACUGCCCCUUUAAAGUAAAAGCCAAAGCUUAAUUAGCAAUUAUCUUUCAAACAUUUCAUUGAUUUUUAACCCGCGCGGUUGUGAUAAAACGGCAUCGCAUGUAUGGAAGGAAAUUGCUAUGUGUCAAUGAGCCAGUUGAGAAUCCAUGACAAAGACUAGUUAUCUACUGUAUAUGCAUUCUAGCCCGUGGCCGGAAACAAGUGAUAAAAGUGGGUUCCCUGUGAUGAAUAGCCUGGCGCGUUAUUAUUUGUGGGCAGGCCACAGUCCACGCUGAUUGUCAGGGUACUGUGCAUUGUGUUAAAAGGGUUUUUCACGGACCACUGUUUUUUUAUCUUCGAUUUAGGGGUUAGUAGGAGUUUUAAACACAAUCCUUUAAAUAGUGAUAAUUUGGCGAAAAUACAAGCUGACAGGUAAGACGAAUAUUAAUUGAAAUAAUUCCAUUGUUUUAUAAUCAUUAAUGUUUGUUACGUUAAUUUAAAGGAUAGCAUGGAUUGAAUGCACGAGAAGCAGAUUUGUUUGGGAUAUAUAAGGACUAUAGCAAAAAAUCGGGAUUAUUUUUUUGUGUUUUAUGAAGAAAAAAAAAACACACCAUGCACGUUUAUUGGCAAUUACCUUUCCAUCUGUAACCACUUAUCUUCAAUCAUCAGUUCAAAUCGAUUAUGGUUUAACGCGAGCAAUCACUCCAAAAACAUUUGUCAUACUUUGUCAGACUUUUCGUACGAAAUAAAAACUAUUUUUCGUUGUUAAACUUUCGUGUUUUAUCACAUAUAAAACACGACGCUGUCUAGUUCUUUUCCCAAAUACUUGUUAAUUAAAAAAUUACAAGAAAUAUACCAUGUGGCAGUUUUCCGAAACCAUAUCAUUAAUAUGUAACAUGUUACUUCUGGAUAAAAUUACAUGCAUAUAUUCAGUAGAUGGCAUAUUCAGUCCGGGAUAGAAUGUCGAUUCCAUCAUAUUCUUUUAGACUUUGGGGAAUGUAGUGAUAUAUUUUUUAUUUCAAGAGUUUAUGAAUUUUGAGAAUUUUAUUGUCAAGUAUAAUGUUCACAUGGAUUGUUUUGACUUUUAAAGGACUUUUCGUCGAAGUUGCGAGACUUUUGGAGCGCAUGCCUCUCGGCAGUAUUUAUUAACCCGCAUCAGAUUUUGAUCGAAAUUAUUGAUAACUGAAAAACAGUUCGCCAUGCAGUAUCGAUAUUACGUCUUGAUUCUGAAAAUGUGCAACGACGCUGGCGAUAUAUGCUUUUAAUAUGUAGCCUACCUCGCAUGCAGCCGCAUGCAGCCGCAUGCAGGUAACUCUUUAAUUAAUGGCAAACUAUGGAAUCAAACUGAAAACAUUCUUUUCACACCCGAAUGACACAGAGAGAUCUGCUUAUUGAAUGAACUGAACAUAUACUGAUCACAAUGACACCAAUGCAUGCAUUUCGCUGUAAUUUUAGAACAUUUCUGCAAGAUGUGGUUCAAGAAACAUUAGCGGAAGUGAAUGCAUCACAAACCUACCAGGCCUUAACUGAUGCUGUGAAUAGAGAAAGGCAGAAGAAAGACCAACUUCAACGCACUAUAUUAAAGUAGGGGAAUUUUGCUUCGUUUACAAACUUCUGGAUACAGAGAAUAGUUUAGCUAAAAAUAUUUAUUUAUUUAGCUUUGCCUUAUAAAAUAAUUAUAUAGGCCUACACAAUAUAAAACAAAAACAGUAUACAUAUAGCUACAUGCGAAACGUACAUGCAGAAGGCGGGGACACCACAACAAUUUUACACCAAUUAAUAUGGACCCUUGAUUUAAAGAAAGUAAAACAAUUUAGGCUGAAAGUUAUAUAAAACUAUAAUAACAUGAAAAGGCAUGAAUUAGACUCAGCGAUACAUGCAAAUUUUAAAACAGAUCAUUAUAGACAUAACCAAGAAAUAUGUCCCUAACGUCCAACCUAUUUAAUUUAUGCUUUGUUAAAAAUGUCUGAAAUAUAUAUAUAUAUAUAUAUAUAUAUAUAUAUAUAUAUAUAUAUAUAUAUAUAUAUAUAUAUAUAUAUAUAUAUAUAUAUAUAUAUAUAUAUAUAUAUAUAUAUAUAUAUAUAUAUAUAGGGACUGUUCGUUUCCCAAUUAAUACUCUGAGAGACAUUUCCCCUCUUCUGAAUUAUAUAGGGAAGAAGAAAGUCGAAAAGCUGUAAAAACGUUACAACGUCAGUUAGUUGAAGUUCGAAAGCAAAAAGAGCAGGAAAUUCAGGUAAGAAACAAAUUAUUUAAUAUUAAGAAAAUGCAAAGUAGUUACUUAUUAUAAGUAUAGAAAUAUGGCUUCCCCCGUUUCUGUUAUAUACAGUAUAAAGCCGGCAAAAAGCAUUAUUAAAGUUGACCUGAAAAAUAAGAAAAGUUAACUGACUGGUAUUGUUAUAAUUGUUUUUUCGUGGAAAAGAUGUAAUUGUAUGUAAACAUUAAAAUAUUUCCUAUUUAUGUACCUUACAGCGAUAUUUUUCGUGCGUCUAUAGUGCAUAACGAUAUACUACCUAAUUCAAUUAAUCGAAGAUUGAAGUGGGUGCGAGUGUGGGUCUGUACCAUAAAAAUAAUAAUUAUCUAUUAUUUCAAUGGUCUGUCCCAGGGGACAAGCCUUUGCAGUGUUUCAAGUGGGAUUCGGAAUUUUAAGGAAAAUAUGAAGCGAGAUUUUAUAUCAUCGCCGGAAGUAGAGUUGAGAUUACUGUAAAUAUGGCGGGAUAAAAGGGAUUCGAUGCAAAAAAUUGUCGGGAUUGUGGAAACCGGUACAUGUCCCUCAUAGAAAUAUGAAGUGCUUUCAUUUUUUACACAGCAAAGAAAUGAAAUGAUCGCACAUCUCAAAGACCAACUUCAAGAGAUGAAAGCCAAAGCGAGUAUGGAGGGCAAAUAUAUCAGAAAAGACGCUGAAGUUCGAGUCAAUGUCACUCAAAAGAAAUGCCAACAGAUAGAAACAAGUUUGAGACAGGAACUUGAGGUACGCAAUUGUGUUAAAUUGACUCAUGAAAACCUUGUCGCUUUGACUUUAUAACUGCAUGUACAUAUUGAAGUUGCUCAUGCAAUGGUCUGAAUUAAUGCAGCAGUUAUAGGUUAAAGCAGAGAUUUUGUUUGGAUUUGGUCAUCUCGUAAUCCACACUGCAUGCUGUCUGCUCAGACCAUCCCACAUACAUACUGUAUAACUAAUGACAAAUAUUAACAAAUAUUCGAUAAUUGAUUUACAGUGAAUCGUUCUUUAGGAGUUGCGCUAUAAGAUUGGUGAAGAAUCACGAGUGAAUGGUGAGAUUGAAUCCUACCUUCGAACUCAUCACCAGGUUGGUUUUGUUAUAAUAUUAUAGCGGCUACCAAUUUUUCAGAGUUAUACAUCCAACUCUGUCGCUACGGCCAGUUGUUAUGAUGAGUCCCUCACAUGCAAAUCGCUGGAAUAUCAUGUUCUACGUUCCUCUUAGACACUUGAAAGUUAAAACUGAUUUGCGAUAUAGAACUGACAAAUGUCGUUUUGCUGAAAUCCAGUGAAAUUUGUUAAUGAACAUAUAAGGUACAUGUUUAUAAUACAUGCGAUUGUUCUUAAAUUGGUAAUUAUUUCAAAAGCAAAAUCCAGUACUGCUUGAAGCUUAUAUUUUACAGUAGCUCUGAAGUAUUCAAAUGUUAUACACCCUUUUCAUAAAUGGCUGCCAAUUAAAAAUUCUUUUAUGUGCAUGCAUAUAAAUUGGCCCAACUAGCCUCGUACUCAUGUUAAGAUUUCAAAGGAAUUUCUACCCAGAAACGACGCUAGUUGGGCCAAUUUAUAUGCACAUAAAAGAAUUUUUAAUUGGCGGCCAUUUAUGAAAAGGGUGUAUAUAACCAUGCAAUAUGGCACGAGCCAUAGAGUUGCUUUUGGCGUUAUGUGUCCAUCUCGCGUUAUAUCUGAGUGUGUGAUCUCAACUAAAUAAUGUUCUAACUUCUUGCAAAACCGAUACAAAGCAUGUAUUAUUCUAUUAUAAAGUCUCGUCAAGGCCACGAGCGUUUAAGCGCUAUAUAAUUCCAUGAGAAAGAAUUAAGUGCUCCUUCAUGUCGUUAUCGGCGCUUUAAAGGCAGCAAUUUCCCUGUGAUUUUACCUGUACAUGGUAGAAAAAUUACAUAAUUAUGCCUGUACUACUAACAACAGAUCCUCCAGGAUCUAAAACAAAUUGCAAUCAUAAAAGCCUAGCUUUAUAGCUAUAAAGUGCAUGACGCACUUCCUGAAAAAGUGUGAUUUCAGAACAAUCCCUAUAGUACAUGCAUGUGAGCAUGGAGGAUCCUCUUCAGAAAUUCACGUCAAAAGCCAAAAAUUAUUUUCUAGGCUUUGGAAGAAAAAGUAGAAUACUGGAUGGAAAAGUAUGACAGAGAUGUAGAAGCCAAACAACACGAAUUAGAUGUACUUAAGGUAAGAUCUAUUUUCACUUAUUAAAAAUACUUUUCGUACAGCUGUGGUUCUUCCAGACUUUUAUCGUAGUUUGUGUUAAUUACAGGCUUCGAAAGCAAACGAUUUAUCGAGACUCCAAGAGCUUACGCAAAAGGUUAGUACUAUGAUUAACGGCAUUUUACAACAAAACUUAUUGUUGAUACCAUAUAAGCCAGGGUGCGAUAAUUCAAGAUUUUUAGUCGUACUUGAAUGCUACUUAACUUGAUAGCAAGAGUUCCGCGUAUACCUACGUAUAAUAUUUGACUGGAAAAACAUACCAUCCAGUAUUACUGGCAUACCUCCGAUACCUAUAACGCGAUUUUUCGCACCCAGGAAUAGCACUGAAUUGAUAUCUUCACCAGUUGUAAUGUGCACGGGACCAUGUUAGUCUAAAUUUUAAUCUAAGUCAAGAGAAGGGAAUCAAACACAACAGUUAAAAAAACAUAAUGAAAUUAGUAAAAUUGCAAAAUUUGGUUGCGAAAUGUUGUAAAAUACAGAAGAUAUAGCCUUGCUAAAUUUGCACAUUUUCAGUAUAUUUGUAUUACGUGUGGAAAUUGUUACCAUUUUCGGCUCAAAAAUGGUAACAAUUUCCGCAUGUAAUAUAAAUAUACUAGCUGGAAAUAUGCAAACUUCACAAGCCUAUAUUUUCUGUAUUUUACAACAUUUUGCAAUUCCACUAAUUUUAAUAAGUUCUUUACGGGAAUUUACUUUUUUUUGCCUUAAUCCAAAAUUAGUAUAACAUGCAAGUUGUCUAUUACAACCCUAAAAAUGUAUCUAGUAUGCAAUUUUCUUACAAUAGUUGUCAAGCUUAAUUCGCCGAAGUUUUUGCGAUGCUAUGUUUUUGCGAUGAGUUUUGAUGUUGGAAAACGCCAUGUUUGAUGAAAUAAUCAAAAUCCUGCCAUGCUGAUGGCUUAAUGUAACACACAUGAUUAGACAACACUAUCUCAUAUCAUUAAUAAUUCAUAGCCCCAGUUUUUUUAAUUCCGUCUAGUCCCUUUUGGGAUUUAAAACAUUACUUAAGAGUUUUAUUUUUAAUAUUGACAGUAUUCUGAGUAUGAAAAAGUUGUGAUUGAAGAUAGAAUUGAGAAGGAAAAGAUAAGACGGCAAGCUGAACAAGAGGAAGAGGAGCUAAAGGCAGCAAUAAAUGUACCGUAUAUUUAUGUUGAUUGUUGAAUUUUAGGACUAGUGCGAAUGUGCGAUAUGGUGAAGGGUCUCCCAAGAAAUUAACAAUUAUCUGAAUUGAUUAUCCAAAGAUUGUCCGGCGCCGUACCAGAAUGAUUGUAUAACGCUAUUAUUGGUACCUUUCCGGAAAGUACGUCGUUUUGGCUAUUGAGCCUCAUUUAUGGGACAUUAGUUAAAGCCCAAUAUCUCGAUCACGAAACGAGGGUCAAUGACUAAAGUGACGUACUUUUGUGUUCAACUGUUCCUUAUAACAACAACAAUAACAUGCAGCAGCAGCAGCAGCAGCAGCAACAACAACAACAACAACAACAACAACAACAACAACGACAACGACAACGACGACAACGACAACAACGACAACGACAACGACAACAGCAACAACAGCAUGCAGCAACAACAGCAGCAACAACAGCAGCAACAACAGCAGCAACAACAGCAACAGCAACAAUAAAUACACAUAGAAAUUCCGUUUUUCUUCGCAGAUUCAGUCGUGGUGGCGAGGUGUGAUGGUCCGCAAACAACUUGGUCCUUACAAUUUGAAGAAAAAGAAGAAAGGGAAAAAAGGAAAGAAGUCGGGGAAGAAAGGAGGAAAGAAAGGAAAGAAGAAAUAAAUGAUCUCUCAAUUUUUCCAAAAAUGUUUUUACUGUACAUAGAAAACAUGUAGUCAUAGUUUAAGUAUACUUGAAAUUAUUUAAAGGAUUAUAACUUUUUGAUGUAUACGUACUAUAUAAUUUAUUUUAUACUACAUAUGACGUGGCGAAGGGUUCAGUCUGUAUUGGCUCCUAUCUAUGCAAACGGGACUCUGUUCUUUUCGUCACGUCGCGUCACGUACAGGACGACUCGGCCAAAAAAGCGUAACUGCUGCCAUGUGCACGCCAUGCUUCGUCAUCAAAAUGCUGACACCAUGGACGUCCACCAUUUGAAUUUUAUCAGGGGGGUGAAUGCCUCUCAUAUAUAUAUAUAAGCGCACUGGCGGACCAUGGCGUCAGCAUUUGAUGACGAAUUACGGUUACGCCAAAAUCAUAGGAAAAACCAAGAAGUCUAUCUUCUGUUUGUCUCUAUUCUGUGUCUGCGUACUAGAUUAAUUAAGCAGAUCUUAAGCACCCUAAUCUGUUACAAAAGUACAAAACUGAGGACAUGCUGUACAGACCACAUUGUUAGCAUAAUUGGCAUAUUUAUAACUUUCAGAGCAAAAUACUGAAGCCAUGACAAGUUCCAGGAGUGCUAGGGCAGGCCAAAAACGUACAAUGCGCAAAAACCAGGGAUACUGGAGUAAGCACCGGAAGUACACUUAAUAUCG